AUGGACCCACAAGCAGGAAUAUCUCAGAAGUACAUCUAAUGUUAUCCCUGGAUUGUGAAAUAACAGAUAAUGACAGUAGACAGGAUUCUCCAGGAGAUAAUCCCAUUACCCCAAUUAUACAUCAAGCUCUAUCAGCUGAUCCCCCUGAUCCUGGGAAAUGUUCUCCUGAUCACUCUAUUACAGCUCUGAGAUUAGAUACAGAGUUUCCCUGUUCUAUAGAUGCCAAAUGUUUUACACAUAAUACAAACCGUAUUACUCAUCAGCCAGCUAAGGCAGGUGAGAGGCCAUUUCCAUGUUCUGAGUGUGGGAAAUGUUUUACAUAUAAAUCAGAUCUUGUUAGACAUCAGAGAAGUCACACUGGUGAGAAGCCAUUUCCAUGUUCUGAGUGUGGGAAAUUUUUUACAAAUAAAUCAAAUCUUGUUACACAUCAGAGAAGUCACACUGGUGAGAAGCCAUUUCCAUGUUCUGAGUGUGGGAAAUUUUUUACAAAUAAAUCAAAUCUUGUUACACAUCAGAGAAGUCACACAGGUGAGAAGCCGUAUUCCUGUUCUGAGUGUGGGAAAUUUUUUGCACAGAAAUCGGAUCUUUUUAUACAUCAGAGAAGUCACACAGGUGAGAAGCCGUAUUCCUGUUCUGAGUGUGGGAAAUGUUUUGCAUCGAAAUCAUAUCUUGUUACACAUCAGAGAAGUCACACAGGUGAGAAGCCGUAUUCCUGUUCUGAGUGUAUGAAAUGUUUUCCACAGAAAUCAGAUGUUGUUACACAUCAGAGAAGUCACACUGGUGAGGAGCCAUUUCCAUGUUCUGAGUGUGGGAAAUUUUUUACAAAAAAAUCAAAUCUUGUUACACAUCAGAGAAGUCACACAGGUGAGAAGCCGUAUUCCUGUUCUGAGUGUGGGAAAUGUUUUGCAUCGAAAUCAAAUCUUGUUACACAUCAGAGAAGUCACACAGGUGAGAAGCCGUAUUCCUGUUCUGAGUGUUGGAAAUGUUUUAGACAGAAAUCAGAUCUUGUUACACAUCAGAGAAGUCACACAGGUGAGAAGCCAUUUUCCUGUUCUGAGUGUGGGAAAUGUUUCACACAGAAAUCAGCCCUUGUUAAACAUCAGAGAAGUCACACAGGUGAGAAGCCGUAUUCCUGUUCUGAGUGUGGGAAAUGUUUUUCAUCUAAAUCAGCUCUUGUUACACAUCAGAGAAGUCACACAGGUGAGAAGCCAUUUUCAUGCUGUGAGAGAAAUAAAUACGCUCUUGUUGAACAUAUUAGACAUUACCCAAGCACGGAACCAUUUAAAUCUUCUGGAGUAUAAUUAUCACUGUCAUGCAAUGUUCCUCAAGGGUCAAUCCUAUCUCCUAUGCUUCAUGCAAUAUACAGUCUGGUCCAUAUAUAUUGGGACAUCGACACAAUUCUCAUAUUUUGGGCUCUAUACACCACCACAAUGGAUUUGAAAUUAGACAAACAAGAUGUGCUUUAACUGCAGACUUUCCGCUUUAAUUUGAGGGUAUAUACAUCAAAAUCAGGUGAAUGGUGUAGGAAUUGAAAUGGUUUUUAUAUGUGCCUCCCACUUUUUAAGGGACCAAAAGUAAUGGUACAAACUAAACAAUCCUAAAUCAAAUAUUGUAAAUCAGAUCAGUGCGCUCGUCCAGUUCAACAAAAAGUACUUUACUACUUAAUGUGGUCGCAGCCCGGAUCAGUGUUUCGUGAAUUGAGCUUUGACAUAUUUUCCAAGGGCGAUCUGAUUACCAUCUCCUAGAUGAAGACCUGGAUACAAUAUCCAUACUGAUAUGCAAAUAUUUAUCUGGUACGCAUAUAAAUUUUGUGUGAUAACUGAAUUUAAUCCCACAUACGGAAAUAUACUACGCUAUAUAGCGAUUAUUUGUGUCUCCUAGCAGCAUUUAGAUCCCAGUAGUAACCUGGACUAAAGAAUGGGGGACUGAUACGCCAUGUGUCAAGCCGUAAUCCGUACGCUAUAAUAUUCUUGCGUGUGACAAAACUAGUGAUGAGCGGAUUCGGUUUUACUCGGUUUUACUCUGUUCUCAAAACGGCAUCUUAUUGGCUUACAGAUGUCAUGUGUUUUGUAUAGCCAAUAAGAUUCUGUUUUGAGAUCCGAGUAAAACCGAAUCCGCUCAUCACUAGACAAAACUGAUUGAAAAAUACUACACCAUAGUCGCUCUCUUGUUUCUUCCUUUGAUUCCAAAAUCCUAAAUCAAACUUUUACUUUUUAAUAUUUUGUUGCAAAUCCUUUUGUCAGUUACAGCCUGAAGUCUGGAAGGCAUAGACAUCACCAGACGCUGGGUUUCAUCCCUGGUGCUGCUCUGCCAGGCCUCUACUGCAACUGUCUUCAGUUCCUGCUUGUUCUUGGGGCAUUUUCCCUUCAGUUUUGUCUUCAUGAAGUGAAAUGUAUGCUCAAUCGGAUUCAGGUCAGGUGAUUGACUUGGCCAUUGCAUAACAUUCCACUUAUUUGCCUUAAAAAACGCUUUGGUUGCUUUUGCAGUAUGCUUCGGGUCAUUGUCCAUCUGCACUGUGAAGCGCCUUCCAAUGAGUUCUGAAGCAUUUGCCUGAAUAUGAGCAGAUAAUAUUGCCCGAAACACUUAAGAAUUCAUCCUGCUGCUUUUGUCAGCAGUCACAUUAUCAAUAAAUACAAGGGAACCAGUUCCAUUGGCAUCCAUACAUGCCCACGCCAUGACACUACCACCACCAUGCUUUACUGAUGAGCUGGUAGGUUUUGGAUCAUGAGCAGUUCCUUUCCUUCUCCAUACUCUUUUCUUCCCAUCACUCUGGUACAAGUUGAUAUUUGUCUCAUCUGUCCAUAGGAUGUUGUUCCAGGACUGUAAAGGCUUUUUUAGAUGUUGUUUGCAAACUCUAAUCUGGUCUUCCUGUUUUAUUGCUCACCAAUGGUUUACAUCUUGUGGUGAACCCUCUAUAUUCACUCUUGUGAAGUCUUCUCUUGAUUGUUGACUUUGACACAUAUACACCUAUCUCCUGGAGAGUGUUCUUGAUCUGGGCAACUGUUGUGAUGGGGUUCGUGCUAUUUAGUACACUAGUAGUGUACUAAAUAGCACGAACAGCUUGUAACGUAGAGUAGCAAGUUUAAUCUUUCUAUGGAUAAUGGAGAGAAAUAAAAGCUCCUCCCUAAGUUCCUGGAUGCCAAAUCACUGUCCUUAGUAUCUCUGUACAGUUUUUUCUAUUAGAGUACUAAUUAGCAGGAACAGCUUAUAAUGUACAACACAUAUUCUCACAACACAGAUUCUCUAAUGCCGACGAUCUACAGUACUGUGUUGCUCGAACAGUUAGUUGCGUCAGAAUACACUAAUUUAUAUCUACUGUUAUGUCUAUACGUGCUCAUUACCGCUGUGUAUUUUAGAUAGUGAAUGAGUCACUCCUGCAGAUUUAUCCCGAUUUGUGUGAAACCUGUGUGCACCCUUCUGUUGAAUGUUUUACAAUGGAUUACACAGAAAAAAUAAUAAAGUGAAUGUCACUGGAACACAAAAAAAAUUGACACUUUGGGAAUCGAACCCGGUACUCAGCGUGGCAGACCGGAGCCUUCAUCGCUAGCCCACAGCACUGCAUGGAAGAUUCUCAAGUUCAUGUGUAAAAGUACUGCAAAGAGCGAUUCCUCCCCAUUGGUGUUUGUUUAUGCCGUUAGGGGAGUCGGACGCUCAUUUUGUGCACUGUACAUACUGUAAAGUCAAUGAGCUACAUUAUUCCUUUCACACAUUAGUUGUGUCUGCAUACACAAGUGUUUUAACACGUUCAUUUGCGUCUGUAUAAACUAUACACACGGAUUUGGCAUCCAGAAACUUAGGGAGGAGCUUUUAUCUCUCCCCAUUAUACUUAAUACUACGGGAUUUGGACACUCGCAUAUCCCUAACAUCAAUAGACCAUACUGUAUCUGUAACACGUUCAUUUGCAUCUGUAUAUGCUGUACUAUUUGCACCUGUACUGUAUAUACUGUUAUAUACUUUAUGACAUACUGUAGCAUAAUGUAGCGUAAUGAGAUGCACCAGUAAAGUAGUUCUUACGCUGUAGUUCAGUAUUGUAUUUUAAUGGAGACCACGUGCUUGGGCAUUGGUGAUUUAAAAAAGCGACAUCUAGUGGAUGAUCUUCGGUAUUACACUCGAAGGUAACGCCAAACGCUCUGUGUGUCUUCCUACGACUAGGCGCGCCUCCUUGUGCCCAGGUACGCUGCGUAUGCCUGAUCGCGACUAACGCCUCAGCCAGCCAAGAUAACGGAGGACCCGUCUGUAUAUUUAGUUCCUAAAUAAUACAUCCCAAAUGCUUAGGUAUUUUUUCUGCUGUUUAUUUUGUAUCUUGUGCUUUGUGUAAAUGUGAAUGUCUAAUACCAGUUUGCACAAUCUGUAUUGCUGCACGACAAUAUGGCGGCCAUUGGAACGUGUUUUCACUUCUAGUUUGCCUAACUUGUUGCAGACACUCAUCUUGAUAAGGAGUGCUGAGUGUUUUCAGAUACAAGAUCCUGUCCAUAUAUACCCUGUACAUUGUGCAUUAGAGUCACCCGGGUUACAUCUGCGGUGGUUUGUUGUAUGUUACAUCUAUAUGGUGCGGAUACUCCCCUGUAUGAUUUCAUAAUAAAAGCUUUU
Pseudophryne corroboree (corroboree frog) is the source of this 4590-nucleotide messenger RNA. Its product is annotated as zinc finger protein OZF-like. The transcript has a single exon. NCBI's taxonomy places the organism in Eukaryota, Metazoa, Chordata, Amphibia, Anura, Myobatrachidae. The record is from RefSeq and is a predicted model, not a curated record. The coding region runs from base 39 to 1301 and encodes 420 amino acids.